Exophiala mesophila is the source of this 1921-nucleotide messenger RNA. RefSeq lists its product as uncharacterized. The coding region runs from base 1 to 1830 and encodes 609 amino acids. The transcript is spliced from 6 exons. Gene Ontology annotation, biological process: DNA-templated transcription. The record is from RefSeq and is a predicted model, not a curated record. Gene Ontology annotation, cellular component: nucleus. Gene Ontology annotation, molecular function: zinc ion binding; DNA binding. Lineage: Eukaryota; Fungi; Ascomycota; Eurotiomycetes; Chaetothyriales; Herpotrichiellaceae.
AUGCCAAAGUCUUUGGUGUCGACACUGGUUGAAGUGUAUUUCAACACUGCUUACAAUGCUCCUCUCAUGUCGCAUAAGGGAAAGUUCAUUGCAUCGCUUGAUGCGGGUACAGCUCGUCCACAUACAGUUCUGAGUUUUUGCGCCUGGGGUGCCAAUUUCUACCGUGAUGAAAAUGGCAAAGGCUUUCUGAAUGACCAUGGUUUCGUUCAAGUCUGGGCCCAGAAGGCUGCUCAGAUGGCGUUCCGAGAAGUUGAGGAAUUCUCUGAUGACACCGCUGUCACGUUUCUCUGUCUGGCUCUUCUUUGGCAUAGCCAGGGCUCUUGGAGGAAUACAUAUCUAUACUUUGGUAUUGCAUAUCAAAUGUUCACAGUAAUGGGUCUCGGGUCGGAUUCAACCAAUAUGGACAAUUCAUGGGAAGCCGAGUCACGUCGUUGUCGAGUCUGGGCAUGCUAUCUAAUGCACUGUCACGACAAUGGAAAGUUGUCUAGCUUCGAACCGAUAGCUCUGUCACCGAAUUUACCAUUACCGUGGCCCGAGGAAGACUUCAAAGCGGGCAGCAGUGAAAGCAAUCCGGUAACACUCACCUCGUCAGAGAGCAAUGGGGGGAUUUAUGCGGAGCUUGUUAAAGUUUUGACUCUUUGGACUUCUGUCAUAGCCUGCAUCAAAUCAUCAGACACCAAUUUCGCCAAUAUUAUCGCGGGAAUCCAAGUCUUGGACGAGAGUUUAGUGAAAUACUGGCGGAAUCUACCACAGUCUCUCAAGUUGACGCCCUCUAGUGUGUCAACAACGGACCCAUUUUGGUUGCCAAAGAUUCUUCUUUUGAACGUGGUGUACCACCAAAGCUUCUGCACCCUUCACGCUUCGAUCGUACCACUUUUCUGCUGGACCAAAGAAGAUGAAGACUGGUCAUUAGCGCGAAGAUCUUCGGCGCAAAUUGCAUAUGAACACGCCUGCUCCGUUUCUGAGCUGAUAAAUGCUGUUGUCGCUCACAGUUCCAACCUCACCAACAUGCCGACGUUUGUUGCCUACUCAGCUUAUUGUGGAUGCGCGAUUCAAAUACCGUUCAUGUGGUGCGCAGAUGCAACUGUGAGACAACGGGCGCAUGUCAACGUAAGAGCAAACAUCAAAAUCAUCAAGGCAAUGGCACCAUACUGGAAAUUUGCUGAUUUACUGCGAGUGCACGUUGGAUGUCUGUACAACAUCCACCGAAGACGUCACAUUGUUCUUGAAGGCGAACCUAUGAGUGUGGACAUCCAAAAACUUACUAGCAACAGGAUCAAUGCUAGAUACGCCCGCACAUCAAUUUUAGAGUUCAAUGGCGUUCUAUGGAAGAAAGGAGGUGGGCUCCCCGUUUCAGAUCAAGUGCCUAAGAAUCUAGACAUAGACGAUGAGGGCUUAAGUGGAGGAUCGCGAGCACGUUCGCUCGACUUGCCAUCGGAUCGCUAUGAAGCCGAAACAUUCGCACAAGAGUCUACGGGUCAUUCCACCAACCAGCCAAUCUCCACGGAUGGAUUCGUAAGAGGACCGCUGUCAAACUCUGCAGCGCAAGCAUCACAUCUGGAGGGGUCGCAAUAUCUCCCUGGCACGCCAAAUAUUUUCCCUUCCCAGCAACCAGAUGCCCCCGAGCUCGAAUAUCAGACUCUGGAUGUAUUUCAGCCCUUCUCAGACCCUGCAAUGCUAGACCUCUUCCCUAAAGGCGACAUUCCAGAUCUUUCCGAGUUUGACACGAACCUCCUGGAUGUGGAUUACUUUGAGCUUGAGGCUUGGACAGACAACCCUGGAGAUAUGAUUGGGUCAAGGCAUGAUUCUGCGGCUUCGUGGAACUUAUAGUGGGCGAUCUGUUCUUCAGUGGUGUUGGAGAUAGGCGAUAGGCACUGUCUGAUAUUUGGUACUCAUUUCGCAACAGCGUCCGAGAGGGAGG